AUGACUUUAUUAAACCUAUGCAGAGGUCAGGAUGGUAAAGCCCCUCACUUCACUCAAAAGCCCACCAUCAAACAGCAACAGAACCUCCUGCUCAUGACCUGUCUGCUGGAAGCUAAGCCCACACCGCAGAUCAGGUGGUUUAGAGACACGACAGAGAUAGGAGAUGGCGGCCGCUACUCAAUCACCUUGCAGCGAGAUGCAAGCGGCGCAGAUCUCUACACUGUUGUGCUUCAGAUCAAGGUCAAUGCAACAUUUAAUAAUUUAAUGCAGUAAAAGCUUGGAUUGGGAAUAACUUGUUUUUUUUAAUAUUUCACGAGACGAUUAAAAAAAUUUAAAUAAAUUUAGACUUGCUUAAUUGGCCAUAUCUUGCUACACCAGUAGUGCUUUUACUGCUGAGUGUCACAUGAUCACAACUGAGCCAAUGGUCAAUAGUCUCCCACGCUAGGUCACAGUUGGCCCACCUCACUUGUGUUGUCAAGAUCCAGGAACUGUUUGCUAGGCUGUAGCCCACGCUAGGUCACAGUUGGCCCACCUCACUUGUGUUGUCAAGAUCCAGGAACUGUUUGCUAGGCUGUAGCCUGUAGCAGUGCCGGCCAUAAAUCUGUUUAAUGAAAAUGCAAUGUCGAUUUCUGUGAAAUCAUCAAAUGGGGGUAAAACAAGAGUCAUUGGUUACGCUCCUUGUUAAAGUUGCACAAAUAGAAACAGAUUCCAGUGAGCCAACAUAUAACUGUGAUUGUCUUAGUGACAGUGGAGUUAGUUUUACAUAGUAACCUUUCUCCUCUCCACUCUCUUCUAACACAAUCUCCCUUACAACAACCACAAUUGCAUUUAAUAAAUAUAUUUGAAUAUUUUAUAUUAAAUGAAGAUAAUAAAAAUGCAUUUUUAUUAAUCAGUUUUAAAUGAAUAUUUUUGGAUUGUGGAACGAAUUGAAGUGUUUAUAAAUUGCGUCAUGAGUCAUGUGAUUUUUAAUAAUUACUCUCGGCUGGCUUGUGUUUUUUUUAUAUAGAAGGAUAAACUAUUAUUAAUUAGUUCAAAGAAUCCACAUUUUCUCCAAAUAAAAAGACACACAGAUGAAUAGAUUUUAUUAUUUUACCUGGAAUAGACCAUGUUAAUAACGACCGGGUGUUAACAUCUGUAACAGACCAAGUUGAUAACAACCAAAUGUUCAUCUCUGGAAUUUAAAUAAUGUAAAAAAAAAAAAUAAUAAAAUAAAAGAGGGUUGCACAUUUCAAGGUUAUUAUUCAUGAAUAUUUCCACAAUUUCUUAAAAUCCUGAAAUAAAUUUUUAUGACAGGACCCAGCCACAGAAGAUGCAGGUACAUACAAAUGUACAGCAGCCAAUGACUUGGGAGAAUCUAAUGCCAACAUUACUCUUAACUUUCAAGGUAACUAUUUCAAGUGAAUCAUUCUAAACAUAAGAAAAUGCUAAAUUAUUCAACUAUGGUUGGAUAUUUUCUUUAAGAGCUGAAAACUGAUAAAGCAAUGAUUCUCUAGGUAGGUUUUUUUUGCAAGAGAUUUGUUAAACAAAGGAUUUUUUUCCUAAAAAUGCAGCUCCAUAAUUAUUUCAGUUGGCUGCAUUUGUCUGACAUUUUGGUACACAUUAAAUUGUAAAAAUCUUAAAUUUAAUCAGAUUUCGAUAAUUCAUCUAUUAUUUUAAAGAUUUAUGCCAUAUUUAUAACAAGUGGGGACAGAGUGUAUUUAUGGUAUUCUCAAAAAAUUAGAAUCGAUAUGACAUAAAUAAUGAUAGAGGACAAAUCAUAUAAUAAAAAAGAUUAAAUGUAAAUUUAUAUUAAAAUUCCUAUGCACAAAAGUAGAUAAUUAUAUUUAAGCCUAAUAAAAAUUAAGAUUUAUUUAUAAUUGUUUAUUGUUCUGUUUUAUAUACCGUAUUUAUUGGUGUAUAACACGCACUUUUUCUCCCCGAAAAUAAGGGGCAAAUCAUGUAUGCGUGUUAUACGUCGAUAUAAUGUUAAGUUUUUUUCCCUGAAAUUUCCUUCUUAAAUUGAGGUGCAUGUUAUACGCGGGGGCGUGUUAUACACCAAUAAAUACGGUAAUUAACUUAUAUAAAAUUAUAUAUUUAAUAAGCCACAUACAAGUACAAAGAAAUUAAACUUUUGCAAAGGCCGAUUUGCAGUUGCUAAAGUAUACUGACUUUCUUUGUACUAGUGGCUCCCAAAAGGUGCCCCUUGUUCUCUUCUCAUGGGCUCCGUUUCAGCUCCCCCCCCCCCCCACACCCAUAACACUACUCCUAAACACAAUGAACUUGUAAGACACAGGGUAUGCCUCAGGGGCUCCCCAUUGAAAUUGAUUCUAAAAAGGGUUCUGCAUGUAACAAAUUUUGGGAACCACUGCUCUAUUGUACAUUUCGUCUGUUUCAGGAGGAGAGAAACCUGGGAAACCACCAGGAGGUAUUGCUCCUACUUUCAAGGAAAAACCCAAAGUUGCUCAGGACCCCAGUGGCAAGAAUAUUGUCAUUGAAUGUCAGUGCACAGCUAACCCCAAGCCUGUCAUAACUUGGUACAAAGGGACAUCUGUCCUCACUGCCAGUGCCAGGGUUGUACCCACCAUUGUAGAAAAUGGUGAUGAGUAUACCUUGAAGCUAGAAAUUAUUGUAAGUUUGACACCAUUUCUUAUUAGACAUUAAGAGCUUUGGUAGGGGUUUUCAGCUCAAACAAUGCACGCCAAUUAAGAUUAUUUAUUUUAUGCUCAUAUAAGAAGCACCACCAGAAAUAACAUAUUUUGCUCAUAUAAGAAGCACCACCAGAAAUAACAUUUGGCUGUGUAAAAUUACAGAAUUUUACAAAAGAUGAUGGUGGUCAGUAUAAAGUAACAGCCAAAAAUGAUGUUGGAGAAGGAAAUGCUAAUAUCACAAUCAAUCUGGAACCGUAAGUAAAAAUAUAGAUUUAUGAACAGAUGAGUUGCUUUAUAACUGUACAUUUUAAUGAUUGGAAGGAAAUUUAAAUGUUAUUAUAACAAACAGGAUUGGUUAAAUGUGUCAUUUUAUAAGGAUUUUUAGACUGACCAAGUCAAGAUAGUCUGCCGCAUUUGUAUAUUUUUUUGACAUGAAGUUGACAUUCUGAAAUGAAUUAUUAAGUACCAAUUGUAUUUAAUAAAAGUUCUUUUAUCUGUAGACCAAAAGAGCCCCCACCUGUCCUACAAGGUAAGCCAAACAUUCGACUUGAUGAGCCCAACCAAAUGAUCAUCAUAGAACAGGGUGUCCAGUCCUCAGUACCACCCCAGGUCACGUGGUAUUAUGGCAACCAACCUCUGAAAGCUGAUGGCAGGUACAGGAUAGAACUUCCACAAGAGAAAGGAAUCUACUACCCUACAUUGCAGAUCACAAAUGUGAGUCUUUCAACUGAUUGGGUGGCUAUUUCAUGUGAACAGUAUUGAAUAUUUUUGCAAUGAAAUUACAGGUAGAAACUUGAACCGAAAUGGGCUUUUUAAGAAACACCCUUUCUGGAAAAAUGUUAAGAAUCUUUGUUGUUUUGUUAAUUUGUAAUUUUAUAUUGUUGUUCCUUGUGAUUCUUGUAUUUAAUUAGCAUAAAUACAAUAAGACUGUGAUAAUCCAAAUGUCAAAAAUUCGGAUGUCCUGAUCAGAAAAAAAUAUAUUUGUGAAAAUCAAAAUGUAAUUUUUUAGUGACAGUAAGACAUUUUUCCAUAACAACAACAUGUACAAUAUCAAAUGUGAUUGGAAAGGCUAUAGUCAGAUUUUGUAGCUUUUGACUUGUGUCAUCUUUCUUCUUCUUUUUCUUUGUCGUUUUCCAGUAAAAUACUUAUUGUAAGCUAAACUGAUAUUUUUAUAUUUAUUUUACUGUACAGAAGAUACUAAGUUACACGAUGGGAUUUGAAAAUCUAGAUAAGUCAAUAAUCACGAUAGGGGUAAAAAAACAAUUAAUCUGGAUCAUCAACAUCUUACUGUAUAUUGCUAUUUAUUGUUUUCAAUGAACAAUAACAUUAUAAAUAUAUGAUGAUGAUGAUUGAAAUUUUUUAUAGCGCUUGUGCCCAUGCUAUUUUAGCUUGCUCACAACGCUCUGAUUGACUAAAAUCUUUUGAACCAAAAAAGCCUUUAAAUGGUUCUUGAAUGAUUUUUUUUAUCAUUUUCAAUGUCCCUCAAAAAUUGAUGCAAACUAUUCCAUAAUUUAGGCGCAAUAGCUUCAAAAGAGCGCACUCACUAUGACUUCUUUCUGUGUCCAUAAACUGAAAUGAAAAUAUGUCUUUGCAAAUGACAUAAGAUUUUUUAAAUUUUCAUUAUUCUGGAACAGUUCAGUGAAAAGGAUUCUGGCACCUACAAGCUGGUCGUUAAAACAAACGGAGGUGAAGCCACAUCCACUGCAACAGUCAAUGUUUCAGGUACAACUCCACAGAAUGUUAUAUUAAUGUUACUACUUUGCAUAAUUGUUUCUUAUUGUUGGCAUAGUAAUCAGCCAUAAUCAUAAAAUAUCAUAAGUACAGUAUUAAAUAAUCAUGACCGCAUAUGCAUGAUUUGAGCUCGUGAUUAUCUUUGUAACUUUUAAAAAUGCAGCGUUGAAGCCCAAAGUCAAGGGAGAAGCACCUAAGUUUAUCCAGCAACUUGCACCAAAGGUUGGUUUAAGAAUUUUCACUUUCUUGUUUUUGUUUUGUUUUUUACAGUAAAUAGAAAUGCUAGUUAGUUCUUUCAAAUCAUCAUAUAUUCAAUUUGAACAGUAGACAGUAUUGUAUCAAACACUUGUGAUUGAUCAUUUGUAGAAAAUGUGCUGGAACAGUUUCAAUAACAACUGAACAUUUUCCCUUAAAAGUUACAACCACGUGGUUACCUUUUUUUCCCAAAAAUUCAUUGAGUUUGAUCAACUUUUUUCUUAAACCCCAAAAUCAUAAGGAAUACAGUGGCUUUGUUAUAGACUUUAUACGUUUCCAUUUGAGGUUGUUAACUGCUAUAAAAUAAUUUACUUCAAAAAAAAAAUUAUGAACAUGUUUUGAUGUGAGCCUCUUUCAUGUUGAGUUCCUAUAUUAUAUUAAUGGCAUAAUCUGUGUUCAAGUUAAAUUAAGAAACGUUUCACUUUAAGUAAAUAAAUAUUCUUAUAUCUCUUUUGUCUUGUACAGAAUGUCAAUGAUGGAGACAAAGUCGAGUUUGUAGCCAAAGUUUCUGGUACAGAGCCCAUAGAGGUCUUGUGGGCCAAGGAUAAAAAGCCCCUCAAGAGUGGGGACAUUUUUGGCAUUUCCUACGACAAAGGUACAGCGAAGCUGAACAUCUCAGAGGUGUUCCCUGAAGAUUCAGGAGUUUACUCCAUUGAGAUUAAAAACCAGUGGGGAUCAGCAACAUCAUCUGCCAGCUUGCAGGUUAAAGGUCAGUGAACAAAGAUAGUCAUUACAGAUCGUUAGCAUGGAGAACAGAAUAAAGAGUUUCAUUAGGUUAAGUGAGGGCCUAGUCCAACAUUUACCAGACAGAAGUUUGUGUGACUGUCAUUAACUAUGUUCAUUGUCAAAGAAUGAAUUGAGUCUCAAAUCUGUUUUAGUUAAUCGACUCAGAAUUGGUAACAAUGCCGAUUACUUUGAAAUCACAAUUUGUUGUGGACUGCUCUGGGUCCUCUUGCCAGUAACUAUUCAAGACUCUCCCUCCAAAACUUCUGUUGUGCCCUCCUUUCUAUAAAAUAUAUUUGCUUUAUUCAUUGUAACCACAUUUUUAAAUCAAUUUUUUCUCAACAAGAGAGAAUAACUCAAAUAGGAACAGGAUAUCUCAAAUUCAAUAGUCAAAUCAAAAGCAAUUCAAUUUUUUUUUAAAUUUACCAAACCUGGCACAAUUUUAGUCAAAUUGAAAGUAAGACAUAAAUUACCUUACAGGUGCCAGUUAAAUAUCUUAAAAUUCUUAAAACUAUCAAUAUUUUGAUUCUCAUCAAUUUCAACAUAGAGUUGCUGCAUCAUCAUCCUCAAUUUUUUUAUGUUUUUAGAUAUUUUUUGCAUUGAUGCAAAAGAUUCCUAAACCUAGUUCUGAGGCAAUGUGUUCAAGCUGAAUCUAAGUCUUAUUUGUAUGAUGUAUGUGAUCAUGCUAUAAUGGUUCAUGAUUUAUAAAUGAAUAAUGACAUUGUUAUUGCUCAAAUAUUCCCUUUGAAAAGUAGUCAUCAGCUAAUCUUUACCUGUUUGACAAAUAUUUAACACUUCAUAAUAAUGAAUCACUUCAGAACUGCCAGAAGAGAAACUACAGAAUGACCAGAACAAGUCCAAGGAUGCAGGCAAGACUGAAAUUAAAUCGCAACAGAUUGAGGAAUCAAAAAUGGAGAUUCGAACUCAGUCCAAAGCAGUAUGUUCCACAUUUUAA
This is a messenger RNA of Lymnaea stagnalis (great pond snail), 6291 nucleotides long. The record is from the annotation of a GenBank genome assembly. NCBI's taxonomy places the organism in Eukaryota, Metazoa, Mollusca, Gastropoda, Lymnaeidae.